Molecule: messenger RNA, 504 nt
Organism: Miscanthus lutarioriparius
Lineage: Eukaryota; Viridiplantae; Streptophyta; Magnoliopsida; Poales; Poaceae
Source: the annotation of a GenBank genome assembly
AUGGACAUGGGAGGAGGAGGGCACGGCAUGGGCGGCAUGGCGAUGGCGCCGCCGCCGUCCCCGCCCGGUGCGCACGGCGGCAUGCGGAUGCGGAUGCGGUACACCCACAUGACCUUCUUCUGGGGCAAGGACUCGGAGAUCCUCUUCUCGGGGUGGCCCGGCGCGCGCGGCGGCAUGUACGCGCUGGCGCUCGUCGCCGUCUUCGCGCUCGCGUUCCUCCUCGAGUUCCUGGGCUCCCGCGGCCUGGACGUCGCGCUCCUCCCCUCGGCCGCGGCCGGGGGCGGGCGGCGCGUGGCGGCGGGGGCGGCGCGCGCGGUGGUGCACGCACUGCGCGUGGGCGUGGCGUACCUGCUCAUGCUGGCGCUCAUGUCGUUCAACGGCGGCGUGUUCCUCGCCGCCGUCGCGGGCCACGCCGCGGGGUUCCUGGCCUUCAGGGCCGGCCUGUUCGGCGACCGCCGGGCCCAGGUGGAGGACGACGGCAAGGAGCAGCUCGUGUGCUGCUAG